Molecule: messenger RNA, 1110 nt
Organism: Penicillium pulvis
Lineage: Eukaryota; Fungi; Ascomycota; Eurotiomycetes; Eurotiales; Aspergillaceae
Exons: 2
Source: RefSeq, a predicted model, not a curated record
CACGCACACUUCACGUCUGGCCCCAAUUCUCAGCGCCCCCAAACGUCAUCCAGUAUGGCUCACCUGGGGCGCGUUAUGCGACGGCUUGAGUCCUUUCGAAAGCUCGAUACCAUCCAUACUGACUCCUCGUCUACCACGACAGAAGCGCCACAGGUAAAUCUCCCACAUGUGGACACACAGCUGAACAUGCACCAAUGCAAUGGCUUUUUCGAAGAUGAGGCUGGGGACGGGCUUGGGCUGAUGGCGGAUGGAAACGGCAUUGAUACUAGUCUUACAGACUCCAACAAUUCCCCGUCCCAACCCUCCAAUUCAUCCGAAAGCCCAAACAUAAACACUGGCGAAGGUCCCACAGAAUGGUCUGCCGUCGGCCAUGCCGCAACUGGCAAAUCCGGACGUGUCAUCCAUAACCUACAAGAAGAAAUCGCGCGCCUCACACGCGAAUGCAGUUUGUACCGAUCGCGCGCCGAAGAAACACAGCGCUCGAACGAAGCCUUGAAGAUACAAGCACAGAACAUGAACGAGCGGCUUCGGAAUCUAGAACAGGUCAACGAGACCAACUUAAACUCCAUCGCUCGGAAAGACCGGAAAAUUGAAGAACUUCGCGCCGAGCACGCGGGCGAACGGAGUAAACGCCAAGAUGCGGAAGCGAAUGCUAGCAGGACGAACGACACUAUGCGUGAAGAACGCGAAAAUCAUCAUCGGGAGCAGGCGCAUACACAGGAAAUUGCCAAAUACCAUGAGACACAGUAUGAGGUCUUAUCUAGUACGACGAAGCGCGAGAAAGCAGAGCUGGGUCGUCGGGUAAAGGCACUGUGGACAGAGUUACAGGCGAUGGCGGAAGCACAGAAGACGCAGGUGGUGUGUGCGGAGCGGCUGGAUGUCAUCGCCGAGCAAAAGAAUAGGGAGGUCGAGGGGUUAAAGGAAGCUCAUGAGAAGCUUCUGGAGAAUCAUGCAGAGUACAAGAAGACGAAGGAUGAGGAGCUUCGGGGAACUAUUGAGCGGGCUCAUGCCAAUAAUGCUAUGAUCGAUGCUGCCAUUGUGUCCCUGAAGGAGACAGAAGCAGAGAUGAAGUGGGCUAUCCAGUUGAACAAGAACCAGGUUCAAAAAUAA